Octopus bimaculoides (California two-spot octopus) is the source of this 2157-nucleotide messenger RNA. Its product is annotated as atrial natriuretic peptide-converting enzyme. Gene Ontology annotation, cellular component: plasma membrane. The record is from RefSeq and is a predicted model, not a curated record. Gene Ontology annotation, biological process: proteolysis. Lineage: Eukaryota; Metazoa; Mollusca; Cephalopoda; Octopoda; Octopodidae. Gene Ontology annotation, molecular function: protein binding; serine-type endopeptidase activity.
AUGUGUUUUACCAACAAAGGUUUUGUGUAUGUUGUCAAAACUAAUUUUGUGUAUUGUCAAAAUGAACAUUGGGUCAAAUGGCGUGUUGUCAAAUGGCGUGUUGUCAAAUGGUGUGUUGUCAAAUGGUGUAUUGUCAAAAUCCACUUUGCCAAAAUAGCUUGCCGAGAAGGUCAGUUUCGCUGUAACAGUGGACAGUGUGUCCUUUCAACUGAUCGAUGUAAUGGACUACAGAACUGCCUUGACCAAUCAGAUGAAAUGAAUUGUGAUUGCAAAGGGUUCCAAUGCGAUUCAGGACUGUGUCUCUGGGGUUCACGUUAUCGAUGUAAUGAAAUUGUGGAUUGCAAAGAUCUUUCUGAUGAAAUAAAUUGCCAUCAGAAACCCCGUCACCGACGCUGUCGGAAUGGCAUACAAGUCAAGUUAUCUCAAUGGUGCGAUGGUCAAGAUAAUUGUUUUGACAAUAGUGAUGAAGAAAACUGCCAUUGCAUACAUAAUCGGGAGAUUCAUUGUGAGAAUCACAAUCCUCCAAUUUGUAUCCCUAAGACAUGGGAAUGUGAUGGGUUCCCUGACUGCCCAAAUGGCACUGAUGAAAUGUAUUGUGAAAGUGCAGCAUGUCGUGCUGGAGAAUUCCGUUGCCAUACAGGAACCGACUGUGUCAGUUAUUCUUCUCUUUGUGAUGGAGUAUCAGACUGCAAUGAUAAUUCUGAUGAAGAAAAUUGUGUGAAAUUAAUGGACCACCCUAGUGAUUCUUCAAAUACCAGUCAUGUUUGGGUAACUUACGAGAACAAGGGCAUGUUUAUUUGCUGUACAAAAUGGUCUGGAAAUCUUAGCAAUGACCUCUGCAGUUUGCUCGGUUACAGCAACACAGGAGCACAAAUGACUUGUGAUGUUAGCAAUUCCAAAAAAACGGAUAACUACCUUCGUUUAAAAAGAUGGACAUCAUCAAUUGAUGAUGUUACACCGAAAUCGUUGUUGGACAAUUUCAAAAUUGAUAAUUCCUGUACACCACAUGGAACUCUUAAACUUCUGUGCCCAGGAAAAGUAUGUGGCAAGAGACCAUAUUUUGAUGACAGGGUGCAGUUAGAACCUUUUUUAAUUGGUGCUAAUAUUGCAAAAACAGGAGAAUGGCCCUGGAUGGCAUCACUUCGAAGACUUGGUGAGAUGUCUUGUAGUGCUGCUUUGUUGAAUCAACAAUGGCUUAUUACAGCUGGACAUUGUAUCUCCAAAAAUUUGAAAUUGCCAUUUCAUGUCGAUGUGACUCUUGGUUCCACAAAGCAAGGAAUGAUUAUUCCAGUGAACGGAAUCCGUCGACGGGCCAUCAAAGUCAUCACUCACCCGUUGCUAAAAGACGAUGAUGUCCACACUCUGCAUUACGACAUAGGGCUUAUUAAAAUGGAAAAACCAAUCCCAUAUACCCCAACCAUUCAACCCAUAUGUCUACCUCCAUCUCCAACGGUAUGGCGCAGAAUUUUAAGCCAUCGUAACUCCACAUGUCACCUCGCAGGCUGGGGAGCCAUCACUCAAGGUUCUCAUAUGGCUGUCCGAAAACUUCGAACGCUGAAGAUGCACAUCUGGGGUGAUGCGAUUUGUUCCAAAAUCAAUGAUAUUCAAUCACUGAAUAUCAAUAUGAAUUCUACAUUCUGUGCUGGUUAUCGCUCAAUUUUAAAAUCUGGUUGUAAAGGUGACAGUGGCAGUCCUUUAAGUUGUCAAGACAGAGAUGGAAGAUGGUAUCUGAUUGGAAUUAUGAGCGCUGGAAACCGAGAUUGUCGGCCCACAAGAGGCACACAAACUUUGGUUAACUUUUUCACAAGAGUGGACUCAGUGAUGCAGUGGAUCCAGAAAACAAUUGGAGAAGAAUGGACUUGAUCCCUUAUAAAAAAUUACUCUACUAAAUUCUAACUUGUUACUGAACUUUUUUACUGCUGUAAAAUAUACCGUAUUUUCAUCUCAUCAUGAGGUGGUGUGUAAUAUGUAAAACAUAUGUCCAUGUAUAUAUUUCAGGUGGAUAUCUGAUUGCAAUAAGGCAGUAUGUUUGUGUGUGUGUUUGUGUAUAUAUUUAUAUAAAACAUGCAAAUAAUACAUAUAUAUAUAAUAUAUACGUAAUAUACAUAAUUAUAUAUAUUAUAUAUAUAUAUUUUAUAUAUAUUUAUUACAUAUAUA